AUGUCAGCUUCAAGUGGGAACAUAGCCAUAGGGUGUGGGCAGCUCCACCGACCCCACGCCGCGUUUGGUAUGUCCUCUUCCGCCUCCCCUCCUUCCUCCCCCCCCUGUUGUCCCUGUCCGCCCGCGCACGAGCUGUGCUUCCGGCAACUGCUCCUCUCCACGGCCGCCGCCAGGGCGUUUCGCCGCCUUGCCUCCGCCUUGCGCCCCUGUCCUGCGCUGUCCCCCUCUGCUUGGCUUCUGCGUUGCGUUGUACUGCUGACUCACAACCCCCUUCGGGGCCCGCCUCUUCGGACUUUUCUUCGCCCCUUUCUGACGUCGUCCUCCUUUUCGUUGCACCGUAGCUGGCCUUCUCUGAGAGUGCUGCGCCCGACUGCUCAGAAUCUUUCCCGUUCGCACGCCUCCCCCUCCAGCAGCCUGACUAGCUCCGCUCCUUGCGCCCCUCCCGUGCCUCUUCAACCCCUUGUGCACUUUCCCCUUGGCGUGACCUACAGCGUGGUUGCGCGGCGGGGAUGCUCCCGACGGUGUAGAUCCUAUUCUUCCUUUUACUCCCCUCGCCCCUCUCGCCCCUUGCCUUUCCGCUACCGUGGCCGCCGUUUCCCUCCCCCUCCCCCGCUUCCCAGCGCCACUUUGAUUACUCCCGCCAUUCACCGCCAGCAACCGGUGCGGCGCUGCCACUUUCCCCCCUUGGCGGUCUUCCCCCAACUGUCUCAUUUCUCCCCGGACUUCAACCCCGCCCUCCCCCCGUGUUGCUUCUCCUUGCUCCCCCACAGCCCUUCCCCCAUUUCCUGCGACCGCCCGCCAAUCAGGAGAGGGCACGAGGGCGCUCGAGGUCCCUUCGGCGUGAAGCGCGCCGAGCUGGCGCGGAAGGAGGCGGGUGAGGAGCGGGAGAAGCAGCAGCGCGGCAGAGUUCAUUCCCGCGACUCGCGCAGAUCGGCGGGUGUAUGGACGGUUCUACAACGCAGCUCACGCAGAGGCUGUAGAUGGAGAUGCCACGCGCGCGAAGCUCUUGCGCCUUUAAGCUCCCCCGCGUCCGCCCCUCCCUUCCCCCGUGCCUCCCUCCCCCCGUCGCACCCCUCCCCCGCCCCUCCACCGCCCUCCCUACCUCCGCCCGCGGCGGUAGGUACUGGCGACCCACGGGCGGGCGCGAGCGGCGCGAAUGACGCUGCCGCACCACAGCUGCCUCACGCCUAUGUUCAUGCCCGUGGGCACGCAAGGCACGAUAAAGGAGCUGACAGCGCAGCAGCUCGGCGAGUUGGGCUGCCAGGUGGGACCAUCAAGGGGCUGACAGCGCAGCAGCUGGGAGAGCUGGGCUGCCAGGUGGUGCUGGGGAACACCUACCACCUCGCCAACCGCCCCGGCGCUGACGUCAUCGCUGAGGCGGGCGGGCUGCAUGCGUUCAUGGACUGGCCGCGCGGAUUGCUCACCGACUCGGGGGGGUUCCAGAUGGUGUCUUUGCUGCACCUGGCGGACAUCACAGAGCAGGGGGUGGAGUUCCAGUCGCCUGUGGACGGCACGCGCAUGCUGCUCACCCCAGAGGAGUCCAUCGCCAUUCAGAACAAGAUCGGUGCUGACAUCAUCAUGGCUCUGGAUGACGUGGUAAGCAGCCUGGUGUCAGGCCCGCGCAUUGAGGAGGCGACACAUCGCACGCUGAGGUGGAUGGACCGAUGCAUGCAGGCCCACAGCCGGCCGCACGAUCAGAACCUCUUUGGGAUCGUGCAGGGCGGGCUGGACCCCAAGCUCAGGGACAUCUGUCUGAAGGGGCUCAUUGACAGAGACCUACCCGGGUACGCUAUUGGUGGGUUGGCGGGCGGCGAGGACAAGGAGUCAUUUUGGCGUGUAGUGGCGCAGUGCACGGCAGCUCUGCCGGCCAACAAGCCACGAUACGUUAUGGGAGUGGGGUACCCAUUGGACAUAGUGGUGUGUUCAGCCCUGGGAGCAGACAUGUACGACUGUGUCUACCCCACGCGCACGGCCCGUUUCGGCACGGCUCUGAUACCAGAGGGCGUGUUGAAGCUCAAGCAUGCAGCCAUGGCGAAUGACCACCGCCCCAUCGACCCCUCCUGCUCCUGCCUGGCAUGCCGCAGCUUCUCACGGGCCUAUCUGCACUCGCUGGUGACCAAGGACCCCGUGGGCUGCCACCUGCUCACCAUCCACAACAUCGCCUACAUGAUGCAGCUUUCAAAGUCAAUGCAUGACGCCAUUCUCAAUAACACCUUCCCCAGCUUUGUGGUCGAUUUUCUCCAAAAACAGUUCCCGCGGGGGGGCGUUCCGCAGUGGGUGCAGGCAGCCAUGCAGACUGCUGCCAUUGACAUUUCCCCAGCUCUGCACCCGGCCCGCGUGUUGUGA
Closterium sp. Naga37s-1 is the source of this 2346-nucleotide messenger RNA. Lineage: Eukaryota; Viridiplantae; Streptophyta; Zygnematophyceae; Desmidiales; Closteriaceae. The record is from the annotation of a GenBank genome assembly.